Messenger RNA from Kockovaella imperatae, 1708 nucleotides. RefSeq lists its product as hypothetical. Gene Ontology annotation, biological process: cleavage in ITS2 between 5.8S rRNA and LSU-rRNA of tricistronic rRNA transcript (SSU-rRNA, 5.8S rRNA, LSU-rRNA). Gene Ontology annotation, cellular component: nucleus. The record is from RefSeq and is a predicted model, not a curated record. Gene Ontology annotation, molecular function: polynucleotide 5'-hydroxyl-kinase activity. The transcript is spliced from 4 exons. Bases 140 to 1537 code for a protein of 465 amino acids. NCBI's taxonomy places the organism in Eukaryota, Fungi, Basidiomycota, Tremellomycetes, Tremellales, Cuniculitremaceae.
GAGAGGGCCUUUUCUCCGAGUCACCCGGUGGCCAGUCGUCCGGUCGAAUUAUACGAGUCCUCGGAUGAAGAGCCCAUUGCAAGUAGCUCGAGGGUGUCGCCGGGCCCAGCGAUAUUCGCCCGGUCGACCUGGGUAGCAGAUGGAGAGAAUGUUCGAGUCGAAGACUCGAGACUGCUUGUGCAGCUUGGACAAGAGCGGAACAUUUUGCAUCACUCCAGUGGACAAGCCUGUUGACAUGCUAUCUACCACGCUGAAGCCCGGCAUCGAGUAUCGAGUCUUCGCGCCGACAUCUCAUCCUCUACCAGUCAUCACGAGCAAAGGCUCAACGCGACUCCAAAUCAGCGAACUCAGCACUGGCGUUGAGCAGCUUGGGGUGCCCGGUUUCAGUGCCAUUUGGCCUAGAACGAGCUUCGAGGGCGUACCAGGCGUUGCAUUGAUCUCGGAUGAAUCCGAUAGUCCAGUGUAUCCCUAUAUUGAGCCAGAGUCCUGGCGGGAUGCCUUAGACACGCUGAACGAUACGCCAGUCGUCAUGAUACGUGGUCCGAAACGAUGUGGCAAGUCCACGUUCGCCAGGGCGGCCUUGAAUAAGCUUCUCGAAGAUCAUGAGAGGGUCGUAUGGCUGGAGUGUGAUCUAGGGCAGAGUGAAUUCAGUUGCGGAGGCGUCGUGGGUUUGUGGACAGUGACAGAGCCUGUGCUAGGUCCUGCAUUCACCCAUCCGGCGAUACCUACUCGGGCCUAUCACCUGGGAGAGUAUACGCCGUUGUCAUGUCCCGAAGCAUACAUAUCGGCGAUUCGGCAGUUGAUCGACUACUAUCGCUACGAGAUGGAAGGGCCACUGGUCAUCAACACGCAGGGAUGGAUCAAGGGUUUGGGAGAAGACCUGCUGAAGGCAAUCGAGUCGGCUGCAGAGCCCACCCAUGUCUUUACAUUCGAAGCGGAGGGAGGAUCUCCACCAACCUACACGGUGCCGCUGGGAGGUAUCCAUCGCAUACUGCAACCUGCACCGACUUCACCACUUCAAGCACGCUAUACGCCUUCCGACUUUCGCAUUCUCGGGAUGAUGUCGUACUUGAAGGCGAUGUUAGGUGAGGGUAGGUGGGGAGCGAGUCAAUCAUGGGAAGUGAAUAUCCCCGGGACCAUUCAGAAUGUCUAUCUGGUCGGGCAGGGAUCCGACGGAGUAAUCAAUGAGGAUUUGGAGCUUGCUCUCAACGGAGCUCUUGUGGGUUUGCUCCAGUCUGAGCCUGAGGAGACCAUCUAUGAGCCGGGACGUCGGCCUGACGGCGUGUUUCUGGGCUACGGGAUCAUCCGAUGGAUCCAGCCAUCAUCGUUGGGCUUCAAGGUGGCGCUCUCAAGUCCUCUGCCAUCAAGUGCUCUUGCCUCUGUCAAUGCGAUCGUCAAGAAUGGGGCGAUGGAGCUCCCACUCUGCGCGCUGCUAGAAGCAGGAGAGGACGUACCGUUUGUAGAUUACUCCGCUAUUGAAGGGCCAGGACUCGAGAGACGGCGCAUCAGACGGAACAUUAUGCGGAAAGGCAUGUAGAAGUCCGGGACAAUUCGGAGUAGGCAGCCUCUCUAACCGUUUACGUAAACGUCCGAACAACACUUGAUGGAAAUUUCUCAUCGAUCCGAUGUGCCUGCUUCCAUUGCAACCGACUUUCACGUCUAAGAAUCACAUGAAAGACGAUCUAUCUUGGUCAAACAUCGGCUCAUC